This is a messenger RNA of Lasiodiplodia theobromae, 2028 nucleotides long. RefSeq names its product Oxidoreductase. Lineage: Eukaryota; Fungi; Ascomycota; Dothideomycetes; Botryosphaeriales; Botryosphaeriaceae. The record is from RefSeq and is a predicted model, not a curated record. Bases 1 to 2028 code for a protein of 675 amino acids. The transcript has 2 exons. Gene Ontology annotation, molecular function: oxidoreductase activity.
AUGGCCAUCUCCCUCGCCAUGCCCUGGUCCGCCGGCGAGCGCGCCAUGCACUCGCUCCUGCACAUCCCCUCCGACAGCAUGGACAACCCGACAUCCACCUUCAUGACGCCGCAAGCCGCGACCAUGCUCGUGCGCGCGCCCACCAUCGCCCUCGGCGCGCUCGAUUCCGAGGGUCGCCCUUGGGCUACGUUGUGGGGCGGCGAGCCGGGCUUCGCGCAGCCGUUGGGCGGCGGCGUCUUCGGCGUGCGGGUGCCGGUCGAUCGGAAGUUCGAUCCGGUGGCGCAGGCGCUGGUGGAUGGGAAGACGGAGGGGGAGGUCGUGAGGGAUGAAGGAAGCAGGGGAAGGAUGGUGGCGGGGUUGCCGUUUGAUUUGGUGACGAGGAAGAGGGUGAAGGUUUAUGGGAGGAUGGUUGUGGCGAGUUUGGGGAGGGGUGGUGGAGAGGAGGGUGAAGGUGAAGGUGGUGAUGAUGAUGGGGCGGGGGAGAUGCAGUUGGUGGUGAAGGUGGAGCAGAGCCUUGGCAACUGUCCAAAAUACCUCAACUCCAGAACAAUCACCCCCACAACACCCCACCCCGAACUCCUCUCCACCUCUCCCAACCUCACCCCCGCCGCUCGCGCCCUCAUCGCCAAAUGCGACCUCUUCUUCAUCUCCAGCAACAACGGCACCCACGACAUGGACGUCAACCACCGCGGCGGCCCCACCGGCUUCGUCCGCAUCAUCCCCUCUUCCUCCAGCGACCCCGACGCCCCCACCACGCUCGUCUACCCCGAGUACUCCGGCAACCGCCUCUACCAAACCCUCGGCAACCUGCACGCCAACCCGCGCGCCGGCCUCUGCUUCCCCGACUUCGAGACGGGCGACGUGCUCUACGUGACGGGCACGACGCGCAUCUACGCAGGCAAGGACGCCGCCGCGCUGCUGCCGCGCUCCAACCUCGCCGUCGCCAUCACCCUCACCGCCGCGCGCCUCGUGCGGGCUGGCCUCGCUUUCCGUGGCGCGCCGGCCAUGGGCGUCGGGAAUGCUGCGAGCGAGAAUGCGGACGAUCUGGGGAAGUCGCCGUAUAACCCGCCCGUGCGGCUGCUCGCGGCUGAGGGGAACCUGUUGUCGGAGACGGAGAGGAAGAAAGGUGGUGGUGGUGAGGUGACGGCGAAGCUGGCGAAGAAGGAGGGUAUUACGCCGUCAGUUGCGCGCUUCACGUUCGCGCUGAGCACGCCGACACGCGUGCUGCCGGGGCAGUGGGUCGCGCUGGAUGCGGCGGGCGAGCUGGAUAUGGGAUAUAGCCACAUGCGCGACGACGAUCCGGCGAGCUUGAACGACGACUUUGUGCGCACUUUCACCGUCACUUGGGCGUCGGGCUGGGACGACGCGCAACCAGACGAAGGUGUCGUCCCCCCGUCGACCGCCUUCGCCAUCACCAUCCGCCGCCACGGCCCCGUCACGGGCCUGCUCUUCGCGUCGUCGCCCGAACGCGCGACGGGCGGUGGUCUGGAACUUCCUAUCCGCGGCUUCGGCGGCGGCGAGUUUAGGGUCAGGCCGGUCCCAGCGGUGCCUACGUCUCCUUCUCCUCCCGUUUCGUCAUCGUCCAUUGCGCCGGUAAAAGGACUGACGCCCUUCAUCGCCGGCGGCGUCGGCAUCACGCCGCUGUUGGCCGAGCUCGCUGCGCCGCGCCAUGGUAAUGGCAAUGAUGUACUGGACCCGCGGCGCGUCGCGCUGUUUUGGACGCUGAAGCGGGCGGAUGCGGCGCUGGCGGUGGAGGUGUUAAGGCGGUGGCCGGGAAUGGUGGCGCACCUGUUCCUCACUGGGAGGGGUGGUGGUGGUGGUGGUGGUGAGGGAGAGGAUGAGGCUGUGGAGGCGCUCAAGGAGUCGGGCGUUCUGCUGGUGGCGGAUGGGAUGAGGAUGACGGAAGAAAGUCUAAGGACGGUGGAGAGCGAGAAGUGGUAUUUGUGUGCGGGAACGGCGUUGCAUAAGCAGGUGGUGGCGUGGUUGGAGGGGAGGGGGGAGAUCGUGUCUGAAAGCUUUAACUUUUAA